AUGUCGACUACCUCGUCACCUUUCACUCGGGCGGUUGUGAGCUCUAUGAAGAAGCUCUAUCCGGAGUCAUUAGCAGACAAGAGCUUUGACAACACUGGCUUGCUUCUGGAAGCUCCCUUCCAUCCGGCUCGGCGGCAAAAGAAUUCAGUGCUUCUGACCAUUGAUCUCACAAAGGCUGUGGCAGAUGAAGCUAUCAAGCGGAAGGAUUCAGUGGUUGUGGCCUACCACCCCAUCAUCUUUCGAGGACUGAAGUCUCUCACUCUCAAUGACACACAGCAACAGACACUGCUGCGGCUCGCCUCGGAGGGCAUCAGCGUGUACUCUCCGCAUACAGCUGUGGAUGCUACCCCCGGUGGGAUGGCAGACUGGCUUUGCGAUGUCGUUACCGGCGCAAUUGCUCCAUCCACCGACUCGUCUCCCUCUCUCGCUGCGUCCACCUCCCAACACUACUCCCAGCCAACGUAUCCCCAACCUCGGCCAGCAUCCGUAUCCCCCUCCUCCGCAUCCCCCCACGUCCGAAGCACAAUCCAUCCAUCUCCAUCCCCAGUCCCUGAAGGUAUGGAAUCAGCCGGUAUGGGCCGUCUCGUUACCUUCGAGACUCCCCAGCCUCUCACCACCAUCGUCGACCGCAUAGCACAAGGCGUCGGCCACCCGGGCGGUAUCCCGAUCGCGAUCCCACAGACUGUCCCGGUCGACUUAAUUAAGAUCCGCACCAUCGGCAUCUGCCCGGGUUCUGGAUCUAGUAUCCUUAUGAGUUCUGGCAGCCUGCCAGAUCUUCUGUUCACAGGCGAGUUGAGUCACCAUGAAGCGCUGUCGGCCAUUGAGCGUGGCUCGGUUGUUAUUGCGCUCGCGCAUUCCAAUACCGAAAGGGGAUACUUGCAUGCCGUCAUGCGUCAGAAGCUAGCCGCUACCCUCAAGGAGGAAUGGGAGGCCCAGCGCGAAGAAGGGCGGAAGGCUCUAGAAGAGACUUUCAGGCAAGGAGGAGCAAGCGUGCUCGGGAGUUACGAGGAGGUCUACAAGGACCCUAGUUGCGCUGUCGACGUAAGUGAACGUGAUCGGGACCCUUACGGUAUUAUGAUCCGACGGGUGUGA
Aspergillus lentulus is the source of this 1092-nucleotide messenger RNA. RefSeq names its product Nif3-like dinuclear metal center hexameric protein. The record is from RefSeq and is a predicted model, not a curated record. Gene Ontology annotation, cellular component: mitochondrion; cytoplasm. NCBI's taxonomy places the organism in Eukaryota, Fungi, Ascomycota, Eurotiomycetes, Eurotiales, Aspergillaceae.